Molecule: messenger RNA, 577 nt
Organism: Eutrema salsugineum
Lineage: Eukaryota; Viridiplantae; Streptophyta; Magnoliopsida; Brassicales; Brassicaceae
Product: protein RALF-like 9
Exons: 1
Coding region: 128-367 (79 amino acids)
Source: RefSeq, a predicted model, not a curated record
GAACCAAUUCCAAAUACAAUUAAAUAUAUAAAUUAGAAAAACUGAACUCCUGAUUGGAGUUUUUUUAUAACUUAUUUAUAUAUUUAAUUUAUUUGAAAGACUAAAUAAAACAACAAUCAAUAAUAAUAUGAAGAUGUCUAAAAGUCUCAAGGUUAUUCUAUCUCUCGUUUUUAUUGUUUUCUUGGCUCUUGCAGCAACCAAGAUUGAGGCAAGAGCCAUAAAUUAUCGUGAUCUUAUUCGUGGAGAUCAUGGUAUGCCUUGUGAUAAAGCAAAACCUGGUUCCUGCACAAAGCAACCAGCAAAUCCUUACAAGAGAGGUUGCGAGGAAAGCCAGCAUUGUCGUGGACCAACUCCAUCAAAAAUGUGAAUCAACCUUUGAACAUAUAUAUUUUGCAUCAAAUUUAGUUUCCGAAGUCUUAUGAUUAUAUUAUUUUUUCCAUCUGACAAGCUUCAGAUUGGAGGAGCAUGCUUGGUUACAUUUCCUCGUUAUGUAAUUUUAAUUUGUAAUUGGUUUUGUCCUAUUGAUUGUAACCCGAUGAUAUUAUGAUCAUAUAAAGUAUAAAUAUAUUCAGUUAAU